AGGAUCCGUGGAAAGGGCUAACCAAGAUGUUGAGAAGAUGCUAGCAUCUUGGAUGCACGACAAUAAAAGUACUAACAGGUCUAACGGUCUCAAAUUUGUUCAAUUCAUGAAAAAUAGAGCAUUUCAUUCAGGGAUAAAGCAGUCUCCGUACCAAGCAAUGUUUGGAACUAAACCUAAAGUGGGACUAACAACAUCAAAGUUUCCUUUAGAGAUUAUAAAUGGAUUGAACAAUGAAGAAGAAUUGCAACUUGCAAUCACAGAGUUAAAUCGAAACUUCAGUGAUAAUGAUAAUGCAGGAAAUCAAGAUGAACAGGAAAAUAAUGACACUGAAGAAGUUGGUGAAGAUGAAGAUGACGAUGACGAUGGAGAAAAUGUAGAACAAGAAACUAUUAAUCAUAACAGUAAGGAAACAAUGAUAUUGGAAGCAAGAGAAAAAGCACAUUGCAAUUUAGCAAAACAAGCAAAAAGAAUGAAAACAGCAAGUGAUCAAUCUCAUCCACCGUUGAAAGUCGGAGACAAUUUGAUCAUACCGAUUCCAGACGUAGACAAAGGAAAGGCAGACCUUCGUAAUGUAAUUGGAGUUGUACUGGAAGUAACUUCAGAACAGUUAUACAAAAUUGGGACUAAGAGUGGAAUUUUGAACAAAUUAUACUGUAGGUCCGAAUUCGACGGGUGUGAAGAAAAGUUUCUCCGACAACAUGAGGUGCCGAACGUGACAAUUGCAUUACGAACUGUUGCAAAGAACGUCGCUACUGGAACAGGACAAGGUUAUGCACGAUGUGUAUGUUUUCAGGCUGCAAAAACAACAGAUGUUUCUGCAAGAAAAAGGGGUUGCUGUGUAAUUCAAAGUGCCAUAAUAGUUUGAAUUGUACGAAUAAAUAAUUCGUCAUUGUAAAAUGACAGCCUCGUAAUAUCAUACCUUUAACAUUAUUAAGUUAUAAUUAAUAAGUAAGUAAUAAAAAAUCAUUUCAUAUUUACGAGGUUCUCAUUAUAUAGUCGUAAUUUUUUUUCUAGAGCGAAUCCACUUAACUUUUUGCCCGACAAACAAUACCCAUUAUCUGUAUUGUUACUUGUGGCCAAAGGUGCAACUUCCAAAUUAAAGACAUACUAAGUGCAAACAACUUAUUACUAGAGUAGUA
Messenger RNA from Cydia pomonella (codling moth), 1139 nucleotides. RefSeq lists its product as uncharacterized. NCBI's taxonomy places the organism in Eukaryota, Metazoa, Arthropoda, Insecta, Lepidoptera, Tortricidae. Gene Ontology annotation, molecular function: nucleic acid binding. The transcript has 2 exons. Bases 38 to 865 code for a protein of 275 amino acids. The record is from RefSeq and is a predicted model, not a curated record.